UUCGAACAAGUAACAGCGUUUCUCUUCUCAAGAUCCAACGUAACCACAUCCAACCAACAUAGUGGUCCUUCGAGCCGGAUAGUCAGCGUUUUAUUCAAAAUUAGAAAAAUUGGUAGAAAAUAUGGAUAACGUAGAACAAUUAUUAACAGUGCUCCAAGACAUACGCCAACACAUUACCCGAAUUUAUGAGAAUUUCAAGAAGACUUCAAAAAGUCGUCUGACCGAAGGAUAUGUUGAAACCAAAAUGUCGAUCUUACAAGAAUACUGGGUCGCCUUCACAAAUAAUCAUAACAGCUUAAUAAGGAUAGUAACGAAAGAACAAAGAAAAUCAUUGGAGUAUUUCAAGAACGAAGUAUUCGUCGACUGCGAAGAGACCUACAUUCAAGGUAAAGCAGCUAUGAAAGAUUUUCUUCAGCCAGCACAUCCCCAAAGCAGCAGCAUACCAGCUAUCGGCAGCCCACCAAGUAUGAAGCAGCAGGUAAAAUUACCAAAUAUAGAAGUACCCACAUUCGCCGGUAAUUAUGAAGAUUGGCCAACAUUCCAAGACCUUUUUAUCUCCCUCAUUCACAAGAACGAUGGAAUUAGUAAAGUACAAAAACUACAAUAUUUAAAAUUGAGUGUCAGCGGGGAAGCAGAAAAUUUACUUAAACAUAUACAAGUAACGGAGGACAACUACGAUCAAGCCUGGGAAGUGUUGAGGCAGCGUUAUAACAAUAAACGUCUCAUUGUAACAUCUAUUUUAAGGAAAUUAUUUAACCAGAAAAAGUUGCAGAGUCCAUCGGACAUCCUGUUAAAUAUUGUCGAUCAUCUAGCACUUGCAGGAUUUGUCACAAACGGCAUCACACGCUUCUUCAUCAUUCACCCACAGCGAGUACCCAAGACAACUUACUUCAAGAAUACCAAACACAACAUUGCAAUACAGCGACUGGCCCCACAUACAAGGACUUGAGUUAGCCGAUCCAAGUUUCAACAUUUCAAGAUCUGUAGACCUACUGUUGGGAGUAGAUGUAUAUUCA
This is a messenger RNA of Papilio machaon (common yellow swallowtail), 1016 nucleotides long. RefSeq lists its product as uncharacterized. The transcript has 3 exons. NCBI's taxonomy places the organism in Eukaryota, Metazoa, Arthropoda, Insecta, Lepidoptera, Papilionidae. Bases 122 to 949 code for a protein of 275 amino acids. The record is from RefSeq and is a predicted model, not a curated record.